AGUUAUGACUAUUGACGGUGCUGUCAUCUCUAUCCCAAUAGAGGCUGGUAACCUGCCUAGCUGUCAUCCACAUUAUACAUUGCUGGCAUGCCUGCUUUCCGCUCUAGAAACCUAUUGUACUUACGUGUUGAUACGCAAACUAUCCUUCCGUGUUCCUGCAUCUGGACGACCAGAACGGACACACGGAGUGGAUGACUCAGAGCACACUCGAACAAGUGGUAGAAGAUAUGCGGUACCUACGCGCGGCGGUCGCUCCUGGACCUUCAUCAAUGAAGAAGACUUCUGGGUUGAUGUAUUUCGUGGAAUUUGGCUACUACCUCGAGAAAGCGGAUCACCACACUAUUUUAAUCAAGCAUCAGUCGUUUGUCCCUGCUGCUCCACUUGUGUCAGCGAAGCCUGCCGUAACUGCUAGUGUAUCUCCUAGAGCAUUCCAGCCUACUAGGGAGAGUGGGUUGGUAUCCAGCACUCAGGGGAAGAAGCGAGCCCGUCCUCAGAGUCUUGAAGUUGACGAUCUUGAUCAACAACAAAGCCGAGAGCAAACUGAGGUUCACCUCGUGCCUACCCCUUUGCAACCUCGUCGGUCACGACGUACUAAAUCUAGGGUCGCCAACUAUCAAGAACUCAGCGAUUCAGAGCAACAAAGAGGCCAGCCGGGAGAUGAACUAGGCUCCUCCAAUGCCCGCCAAUCAUUCCAAGAACCCGGUGAAGAUGAUGGAUAUGAGGCAGAAAUAAAGAUGGAACAUAGUGACCACGAUGACAUCCUACACUACCCUUCUUUUGAUAACGAAGAUGCAGCCGACAAAAAGAAGCUUAAGCUGACUACGUCGUACACGGGCUUCACAAUAUCAAAGUACAAACUCUGCUUGAUCCCAGGUUUCACCUCUAAGUCUCCCGGAACGCAACCAUCGCGGUCGCCAAGCCCACUGGCACCCUUCAUUCAUUUAUCACCCACCCCUGGCCCACAACCAUCAAGACGGCGCACCCCUCUCUUUCGCGAGCCCAGUAUGACACCCGCACCGGAUACUGUAUUGCAAGAAACCUCUCCGCUGAAGGGCCUGACCAUGAGCCUGGGGGAUUC
Messenger RNA from Cantharellus anzutake, 1078 nucleotides. RefSeq lists its product as uncharacterized. The record is from RefSeq and is a predicted model, not a curated record. NCBI's taxonomy places the organism in Eukaryota, Fungi, Basidiomycota, Agaricomycetes, Cantharellales, Hydnaceae. The transcript has 7 exons. The annotation marks the transcript as partial.